AUAGACGUCACCAGUAAGUGUAGACACACCGACAUAGACGUCUCCAGUAACUGUAGACACACCGACAUAUGUAGACACACCGACAUAGACGUCUCCAGUAAGUGUAGACACACCGACAUAGACGUCACCAGUAAGUGUAGACACACCGACAUAACACACCGACAUAGAUGUCACCAACACACCGACAUAGAUGUCACAAGUAAGUGUAGACACACCGACAUAGACGUCACCAGUAAGUGUAGACACACCGACAUA
Molecule: messenger RNA, 255 nt
Organism: Haliotis rufescens (red abalone)
Lineage: Eukaryota; Metazoa; Mollusca; Gastropoda; Lepetellida; Haliotidae
Product: putative zinc carboxypeptidase
Exons: 4
Source: RefSeq, a predicted model, not a curated record